AACAAGACUAGCUCUGCUACUGCAAUCCGACUACAAGCAGCAAGUGCAUCCAGAUUUAGCUAAUAGCUAGCCUCUUUAGGCGCCGUUUCACUCUGUUCACCCCUUUCUGGGGGGCUUCGUCGGUCUUUGGCUUGCUAGCUAGUUCAAGGCUGGCUUCACUGACCAAACAUGCAGAAAUAUGAAAAGCUUGAAAAAAUUGGAGAGGGUACAUACGGGACUGUUUUCAAAGCUAAAAACAGAGAAACCCACGAAAUUGUGGCUUUAAAAAGGGUCAGAUUGGACGACGACGACGAGGGGGUGCCAAGCUCUGCUUUAAGGGAAAUCUGUCUUCUGAAGGAACUAAAGCAUAAAAACAUUGUCAGAUUACACGAUGUGUUGCACAGUGACAAGAAGUUAACACUGGUUUUUGAAUAUUGUGAUCAGGAUUUGAAGAAAUAUUUUGACAGCUGUAAUGGGGAUCUAGAUCCUGAAACUGUGAAGUCGUUCAUGUACCAGCUGUUGAAAGGCCUCGCUUUCUGUCAUAGUCGAAAUGUUCUGCAUAGAGAUCUGAAACCGCAAAAUCUGCUCAUCAACAGGAAUGGGGAAUUGAAGCUUGCUGACUUUGGGUUGGCUCGAGCUUUUGGCAUUCCUGUGAGGUGUUACUCUGCAGAGGUUGUGACUUUGUGGUACCGACCUCCAGAUGUGUUGUUUGGUGCUAAACUUUAUUCUACCUCUAUUGACAUGUGGUCGGCCGGAUGCAUAUUUGCAGAGCUGGCUAAUGCUGGACGGCCGUUAUUCCCUGGCAACGACGUGGAUGACCAGUUGAAAAGAAUCUUCAGAUUGUUGGGUACGCCGACUGAGGAACAGUGGCCAACAAUGACAAAACUUCCUGAUUAUAAGCCAUAUCCCAUGUAUCCAGCCACCACCUCCCUUGUGAAUGUGGUUCCUAAACUAAGUAGCACAGGAAGGGAUCUACUGCAGAACCUGUUGAAGUGUAAUCCCGUUCAGAGGAUUUCAGCGGAAGAGGCCUUGCAGCACCCCUACUUCGCCGACUUCUGCCCGCCCUAAAAUGCUAAAUUGCCUGUCACUGAGCCACAGCCGCAAGAAUCAAUCAUCCUUCACUCUGUUUGGUCAUUAGGAGCGAUUCCCAACAAGGCAAAUCCCUCGCUGGGAUUCAGACACUCCCAUGCAGUUCAUUCUGUCGUGCCUCUGUGUGGAACAAAGCCCCCAGUGGCUCCAGUCAGCUUUAGGGUCUUUUAAGUUGAAAGCCUGUUUUAAUUUGGCUCAACCGCGCCUCCAAGUUAAUUAGCACCAAUGAGGGUGGGUGUAACAUUCAGUACGUUUUGCAGUCAUGGGUUGUGUUUUCUUUGCCUAUUAGCUUUGAACAGUUAAAGCAAAAAACGACAACAAAAAAAAACAACUAUUUUAGGUCCUUUUUUUUUUAUAGUGUUCCCUCAUAAUCUAACCGUCUAAUUUGGUGAAUCAACUUCAGAUGCCUGCGAAUCAAAGUGCUUGUACUUAGUGCAUCAGUCACUUGCACGCCUUUGUUUAGAUGUAGUUUCUAUUUUAUUUUUCAGUAGUUUUGCCACUUUUCUUCUACUGUUACAAGUCUUGACACCCGUAGACGGACAAUUGUUUAUAAUCCCAUACCUGAUAUUUAUAUCUGCAGGUUUGAAAAAAAACAAA
Molecule: messenger RNA, 1665 nt
Organism: Fundulus heteroclitus (mummichog)
Lineage: Eukaryota; Metazoa; Chordata; Actinopteri; Cyprinodontiformes; Fundulidae
Gene: cdk5
Product: cyclin-dependent kinase 5
Exons: 12
Coding region: 169-1047 (292 amino acids)
Biological process (GO): synaptic vesicle transport; axonogenesis; protein phosphorylation
Cellular component (GO): nucleus; cytoplasm
Molecular function (GO): cyclin-dependent protein serine/threonine kinase activity; ATP binding
Source: RefSeq, a predicted model, not a curated record